Molecule: messenger RNA, 960 nt
Organism: Knipowitschia caucasica
Lineage: Eukaryota; Metazoa; Chordata; Actinopteri; Gobiiformes; Gobiidae
Source: the annotation of a GenBank genome assembly
AUGAACAUGAACAUUUCAUCGGACAGCACUGUUCACCUGGACGGCCUGUCACAGCUGUACGACCACAGGAUCCUUCUGGCCGUGCUCCUCCUGCUCCUCUACGCCUUCGUGAUGCUCAGCGACGGCAUGGUGGUCUACAUCGUCUGCUCGCGCCGCAGCCUUCACUGGCCCAUGUACGUCUUCGUGGUCGCUGUCCUCAUCAACUCCUCCCUCUGCAGCACCGCCAUCUACCCCAAGCUCUUGUGGGACUUGGUUCAAGGCCAGCGCGUGGUUCUGCUCUCCCGUACUGCUUGUCUGUGUCAGGCUUUCGUCAUCAGCUCGCUCGCCAGUUCCAGCUUCAUGCUCUUGGCGGCCAUGGCGACCGACCGCUACUUGUCUAUAUGCCACCCUUUGCGCUAUCCGGCGUUGAUGUCUCCCAAAGUCGUAGCCACUCUGCUAGCUCUGUGCUGGUUGUUUCCCACCUGUAGAGUUGUUGGUGCGAUAAUUUUGGCCAGUCACCUACCGGUCUGCUACUUGCGCAUCACCAGAAUGUACUGCGACACCUAUAUUUUUGUUAGCAUGAGCUGCGGCGGCACCACAACACAAAUUAGUAAUGCGUACGGGCUCUUCGGCGCCACGGUAACUAUCUACAUACCCGUGAGCUUUGUGCUUUUCUCAUACUGUAGAGUUUUGCUGGUUUGCCUGUGGCGGUCUCGCAAGUUCAGCGGUAAGGCUCUCAAUACGUUCCUGCCACACAUGUUGGUUUUCUUCAAUUACUCACUCACCGCAUCGUUCGAGUUUUUGCACAGGCGCUUGAUGAUGGGCGGUACGACGGUGGUGACCAUGUCCGUUGUCGUGGUGAUCGUGCCCUCGGGCUUCAACCCGGUGGUGUACGGCCUCAAAGUGGCGGAGAUCUACAAACACGUGAAGAUUCUGCUGCGCAAUCAGAGAAGGCCCAAAACUCAACCCACAGGGAAUUAA